AGCCAUUUGGCUCUCGGCCAAUCGCAAAAUAUUCCAGAAAGCGAGGCCACGAUCCCUCGGAGCAGUAGUCGAUAAGUUCUAUCCGGGCUCUGCGUCGGUGGUGGCGACUCGCCGGCCAUGGGGGGUUCUGUCUCUCUGCUGACCGCAGGCACCGCUUCCUUUGUCGGCGCCGUGUGCUUCGCAGCUGGCUACGUUCUUUCCGCCCGCUCCUUCCGCACCCUCAAUCACGCCGAUGAUGAUGACGAUAAGGAAAAUCAGAAGAAUAGUAGUAUUAAAGGGGCUCGGUGGCUUCUCUACUUGGUCCAAGAUGUGGUCCGGGGAAAGGCUAGUGAUAAGAACAAAGACGCCAUGACGGUAGUGGAUCGGAAAAGAAAGAAUACCAAGCCCACUCUUUUUGAGAUCGAAAGCCUCGCGGAAAUUCUCGAAGACUUCAAAAUGGUACUCGUUGUCAGAAAUGACUUGAAGAUGGGAAAAGGGAAGAUUGCUGCUCAGUGCAGCCAUGCAACUUUGGGCUUGUAUAAAAAACUCCAUAGCAGAGCGCCCAGAGCGUUAAGCAGGUGGGAAAUGUGUGGACAGGUUAAGGUAGUUUUGAGAACUGAAAGUGAGGAAGAUAUGCUUGUUUUACAGGAAAGAGCAAAGUCCUUGAAGCUACCAACCCAUAUAACAGUUGAUGCCGGAAGGACGCAAAUUGCACCGAAUUCAAGGACAGUGAUGGCGAUUCUUGGACCUGCUGAUGUUGUUGAUGAUGUAACUGGCGGAUUAAAGCUUUUGUAGCAUGGCAUUCAAGGGGAAAAACUGCUCAAGCUGGUAACGUAAGCAGAGGGGUUCAAUCUGAUCUGAAGUUGGAUUAAGUAAACCAACAUUUUUGAGGCUUCUAAUGUGUCAUAUUCUUGAUUUUGCAAAAAAAAAAAAAAGACCUUCAUUCAAAAGAAUUUCAGGUUUGCCUUGCAUAUCUAAAACUCCUGUCUCGUCGCUAGCAGGAUCAGGAGGCUGAGGUGACUAGCGGUAUGUUAUCAGCUUUUUUUUUUUUCAUAUUUCUUUUUCAAUAUGAACACGUUAAAGUUUUUUUCUCCUGUUACAAAUAUUUUAACAUGCAACAAUUAUAAAAUUACAAUAUGGGGUCUACUUCUAUUUUCUGCAUAGUUGUUGACCAAGGCUUAUUUGA
This is a messenger RNA of Dendrobium catenatum, 1165 nucleotides long. RefSeq names its product peptidyl-tRNA hydrolase 2, mitochondrial. Gene Ontology annotation, molecular function: peptidyl-tRNA hydrolase activity. The transcript has 7 exons. Bases 118 to 774 code for a protein of 218 amino acids. Lineage: Eukaryota; Viridiplantae; Streptophyta; Magnoliopsida; Asparagales; Orchidaceae. The record is from RefSeq and is a predicted model, not a curated record. Gene Ontology annotation, cellular component: mitochondrion; cytosol.